This is a messenger RNA of Notolabrus celidotus (New Zealand spotty), 1963 nucleotides long. RefSeq names its product suppressor of tumorigenicity 14 protein homolog. The transcript has 13 exons. Lineage: Eukaryota; Metazoa; Chordata; Actinopteri; Labriformes; Labridae. The annotation marks the transcript as partial. The record is from RefSeq and is a predicted model, not a curated record. Gene Ontology annotation, molecular function: protein binding; serine-type endopeptidase activity.
AGACAGCUGUGCAGGUUUCUGUGGCGCAGAGGAUCAUGGGAGAUCAGGUCGGACCUGCCUGCGGCCUCUUUCAUCUCUGUGCCGCCAGUUCCCUCUUCUGGUCGCCAAACCUUCAGCUCCUCUUCAGAACCCACUUCCGGCUCGAUCCUCAGGUGUGAACGGGCUUCAGGACGCGACCAGGUAACAUCCAGACCCCCUGAGUCCAGAACCACUUCAGAACCACUUUCAGAGACUUUCCCUGCGUGUUUGUGUCGCACCUGGAGGACCGGGACACCUGCUGCUCACCUGACGGGGCCAUGUCCGCGAGCCGGUGAGACCCUGCAGGUAGAGACCGAGGACAGAGGGAAUAAGGGACUAAGGGACCGAGGAGUGGACAGAUCACACAGAGGGACUAAGGGACUACACGGGGACUGGAGGAGACAUGGACCUGCUCGAUGCGGGACAGAAGUUCAGUCCGAGACAGGACCUGGACUGGGAUGCUGCCCACCAGUUUCUCCCGGCGGCGGACUCCAAACAUCUGGAGAAGAAGCCGGGCCGCAGGAGGAAGAUGUGGAUCGGGGUCGGGCUGCUGGCGGCGGCGGCGGCGGUGGCUCUGCUGACCGGGCUGCUGGUGUGGCACUACCACUUACGGAGUGACGUCAGAGUGAAGAAGGUUUAUAUUGGCUCAAUGGGGAUCAGUAACCAGCUCUACCUGCCGUCGUAUGAAGACCCCCGCAGCUCUCAGUUUUCAAACCUGGCCUCUCUCGUCAAACAGCAGCUGAAACUGAUCUACUCCAAAAACUCAGUGCUCACCAAAGCCUUCAAAGGGUCCAGCAUCCAGGCCUUCAGUGAGGGGGACGGCGGCGACAACACCGUGGUGGCGUAUUACCAGUCAGAGUUCGACGUCCACAUCUCUCAGCAGGCCUCACUGGACUCGGCCAUUCAGUCUCUGGAGCCGCCGUCAGGGAGUCAGUCGGGCCGACACGGACGCCUGCUGCUCAAACCGGCCGACGCUCUCGACGUGAACAGCGUUGUCUCACGAGCUUUAGAUCCUCGCAUGACGAGGAACUCUCUGUUUGCUAAAAAGGUCUUCGACCUCCACGUCAAGGAGUCGGGCGUGGUCCAGUCUCCGGGGUUCCCGGACUCUUCGUACCCUCCGAACGUCUACCUGCAGUGGAGGCUGAGAGCCGACCCGGAUCACAGAGUCCGCCUCGACUUCCACACGCUGAUCCUGGAGGACGACUGUCGGCAGGACUUCAUCCAAAUCUACGACUCGCUGGCUCCCAUAGCGAGCCGCGUCCUGACAGAACAGUGUGGAUACCCUCACGAGUCCCUGUCCUACCUGUCCUCUGGGAGCGUCAUGCUGCUGACUCUGGUCACCAGCGAGGAGAAGAACUUCCCCGGCUUCAGAGCUAACUUCUCCCAGAUCAGACUGACCGAACAAAAGUGUGGAGGGACUCUGACUGCAGGCAAAGGCUCCUUCUCUACACCUUUCUUCCCCUCCAACUAUCCUCCAAAAACCACCUGCGAGUGGAAAAUCCAGGCUCCGAAGGAAAAGUUUCUGAAGGUUCAGUUCACCAAGUUCUUCCUCGGGAACAACAGCAAGCAGUGCCGGCGGGAUUAUGUGGAGGUCAACGACCAAAGACUGUGCGGCCAUAAGCUCCAAAGCAACGUGAUCACCUCCCAGAGCAACGCCAUGACCGUCAAAUUCGUGUCUGACUCGUCCUUCGUGGAUCAGGGUUUCAUGGCACAGUACGAAGCCUUCGUCCCCACGAACCCUUGUCCGGGAAGGUUCCAGUGCACCAACAACCUGUGCCUCAACAAAACCCUGCAGUGUGACGGCUGGGACGACUGCGGAGACGGCAGCGACGAGGACGGCUGCACCUGUGAGGCGUCUCAGAUCCAAUGUAAGAACAGUCGCUGUAAACCAAAGUUCUGGGAGUGUGACGGCUUUGACGACUGUGGAGACGGCAGCGACGAGGAG